AGCCCGCCCGCCUCCCACCCGCGCCCAACCCGAGGCAGUCCCGCGGCGGCUCCGGGCGAGCGGUAGCUGCAAGGCUAAGCCAUGACUGACACGGUGGUUGGUAGCAGCACUGGCCAGUGGAGGUACCAGAACGAACGGCAGAUGGCCCACCGAACCGGGGAAAGGCCAGCAGUUUCCCGGCGCGCGGUCCGGCUGCAGAAUAGCAUCGGCCGAUUUCACAAAGGGGAGCACCUGGAUGGGCCCCCAGAAGUAGCUUCCCCCCUCGUGGCGGUAGCUCCUAGAGGUCCUGGCGUGGACGAUGCGGGCGCCUGCCGACCGGAGGGCGUAGUCCGGCCUCUGAACGCCGUCUUGGUCCACCCGGUCCAUCAACUCUUUCAGCAUCUUUUGAACGCUCCACGUGGCGACGCCCUUGCCGGCGCAGUCGCACAGGGAGAAGUCCCCCCGGCUCUCCCCGAGGAGCUGGAAGCCCCUGUCCAGCAGUCCCACGUGAGAAGCCCCCCAAACCAAGAGGAAGAGGGCGGCCCAGGGCACCAGUCUCCCAGGCCGGACGCGGCAGGCUCUUUUCGCCCACUGCAACGGCGCGGUCAGGCUGAGGAAGGCCACGUGGAAGGAGACGGCCCCGACGAAGCCGCCCUUGCGGAGCUCCGCGUCUCUCCGCGCUUGCUGGAGGCGCGGGUGGCUCUCGGCGCAGCUCCCGGGAAGUGGCCGCCGGCUCUCCGGAGUGGGGCCGCCGCCGUCCUCGCAGCCAGCCCUCGGGCCUCUGGCAAUUGGUCGGUCCACGGGAACCCGCCAGAGCGUGCGCGGAAGAAUGACGAGCUGACGGACGAGGAGAAGGAGAUCAUCAACCGGGUCAUUGCUCGAGCGGAGAAGAUGGAGGAGAUGGAGCAGGAACGCAUUGGGCGUCUCAUGAACCGCCUGGAUGACAUGCGCCGGAACGUGGCGGGCGACGGAGUGAACCGCUGCAUCCUGUGCGGGGAGCAGUUUGGCCGCCUGGGGUCUGCGUGCGUGGUGUGUGAAGACUGCAAAAAGAACGUCUGCACCAAAUGCGGCAUCCAGGCGACCAACAAUCGCCCCCAUUCCAUCUGGCUGUGCAAGAUUUGCAUCGAACAGAGAGAGGUGUGGAAGCGCUCCGGGGCUUGGUUCUUCAAAGGCCUGCCGAAGCAGAUGCUCCCGGACCCCAUGCCCAUCAGCAAGGGCAAGCCGCAAGCCGCGCCCGGCGAGUCGGCCCCGCCCGCUCAGGACCCGAAGCCGUACUCACGCCGGCAGACCCCCGGUCAAGGUGAAGCGCCUCCUCCUCCUCCUCCUCCUCCCCCCGUCGAGCAGGAAUCCUAUGGUGAGUGGCCAGCCGUUGCUUCCAGUCGGGGAAAUUAUCCACAAGUUAACCGCAAACCUGCCGAGGCCAGAAUGGCUCCCAGUGGCAGCGAAUACGCCAGCGAGGGCGCAGAGAGCCGGGGCUACUCGGGAGAGACCGAAGCCACCAGAAGCCCUGGAGGUGUCAGACGGGCCAAUUCUGUCCAAGCGGCAAGCGCCAGGCCACCUCCUCCGGCUUCGAACCCGAGUCCAUCUGCCCGGCUGGCAGACCAAGGACCCGAAGCAACGGGCAGGCCAGCCGUGGGAACUGCGAGUCACUUCCCAGAAAGGCAAGGGAGUCUGUCCAUGGCUCCACCCCAAGCUGAUCCCACUUACGCCUCUCCUGGAGCCACCCGGGAUGACAGAGUAGGCCCCGGAUACUCAGCUCCCGCGGCCAGAGAGGAGCGGCCGAUGAGGCAGGUGACUCCGUACAGCCAAGCCGCCAUGCCGCCUGCUGCCCCAGCACCUUCCCGACAGCCUCCUCAAGAGGAGGAGGAAGAUGAGGCCAACAGCUAUGACUCCGAUGAAGCAACCACUUUGGGAGCUUUGGAAUUCAGCCUCUUGUACAACCCUGAGAACAGCUCUUUGCACUGCGCCAUCAUCAAGGCGAAAGGACUGAAGCCGAUGGACUCCAACGGGCUGGCUGAUCCGUACGUCAAGCUGCAUCUGUUGCCAGGAGCCAGCAAGUCCAACAAACUGAGGACCAAGACUCUGAGAAACACCCGGAACCCCACGUGGAACGAGACGCUGGUGUACCACGGCAUCACAGAGGAAGACAUGCAGCGGAAAACACUAAGGAUUUCCGUAUGCGACGAGGACAAGUUUGGCCACAACGAGUUCAUCGGCGAGACGAGGGUGGCCCUGAAGAAGGUGAAGCCCAACCAGAAGAAGAACUUCAGCAUCUGUCUGGAGAGAGUCAUACCGAUGAAGCGCGCAGGGACCACCAGCUCCUCGCGAGGAAUGGCCUUGUAUGAAGACGAGAUGGAUCCCGGGAACAACGUGGAGGAGCGAGGGAAGAUCUUGGUGUCCCUCAUGUACAGCACCCAGAAAGGCGGGCUCAUCGUCGGCAUCGUGCGGUGCGUCCACUUAGCGGCGAUGGAUGCCAACGGCUACUCCGACCCGUUUGUUAAACUUUUCUUGAAGCCCGACAUGGGGAAGAAAGCCAAGCAGAAGACGCAGAUUAAAAAGAAGACUUUGAACCCCGAGUUUAACGAGGAGUUUUUCUAUGAUGUCAAGCACAGCGACCUUGCCAAGAAACAGCUGGAUAUCUCAGUUUGGGAUUACGACAUCGGCAAGUCCAACGACUACAUUGGCGGGUGCCAACUGGGCAUCACAGCCAAAGGUGAACGCUUGAAACACUGGUACGAGUGUCUGAAGAACAAGGAUAAGAAAAUUGAGCGCUGGCACGCCCUACAGAACGAGAACCACGUGGCCAGUGAUUAGAAGGUUCCCCCUGCGCCCGCCCUCCUCCGCCAACCCCACAGUAGAUUUCCGACAUCUCGUCUUCCAACACGUUUUUGUUCCUUUCUCUCUUGGGAAAAGAGACCCCCGUGACCUCCUUCCCGGGAGCGGCCU
Messenger RNA from Gekko japonicus, 2925 nucleotides. RefSeq names its product rabphilin 3A (gene RPH3A). The coding region runs from base 82 to 2793 and encodes 903 amino acids. Gene Ontology annotation, molecular function: small GTPase binding. Gene Ontology annotation, cellular component: membrane. Lineage: Eukaryota; Metazoa; Chordata; Lepidosauria; Squamata; Gekkonidae. Gene Ontology annotation, biological process: intracellular protein transport. The transcript is spliced from 23 exons. The record is from RefSeq and is a predicted model, not a curated record.